Molecule: messenger RNA, 540 nt
Organism: Exserohilum turcica Et28A
Lineage: Eukaryota; Fungi; Ascomycota; Dothideomycetes; Pleosporales; Pleosporaceae
Exons: 2
Coding region: 1-540 (179 amino acids)
Source: RefSeq, a predicted model, not a curated record
AUGGACACCCAGACAUUGAUGGAGAACAUGCCUGAAAUAUUUUCAGUCAUUGUUCAGCGUAUUAAAGUGACAAAUCAGGUCUUCAAGCCUAAGCAAGCUUCUUCAAGUGGUGACGGAGAACCAACCAAGGACAAUACGAGGAAAUCAGAAGAAUCCAAGGACACAACGGAUAGUCAGUCAAAUAGGAAGAAGGGCCAGAAAUCAAAGGAAACCAAAGGUACAACGGAUACGAAAUUCGCUACGAAGAAGAUACGUGGACGUGUAGUUAUUCCCAAAGGCAGGUUCGAGUGGCCGCAACCUAUUCUCUCAGAUAUAGAGAAUACGCCUACAUGUGAGGUAUACGGUGUGGUAGUACACAUAGGAGAGGGGACAGAUUCUGGUCAUUGGGUUACGUACAUCAAAGAGGAAAACACGCCAUCUAAGAUGCGAUGUUGGACCGAGUAUAACGACUCUUUAAAAAAGAUCAAUCUGACCGAUGAAGACAUCAAGGAUCGAGAUAUUGUGAUGCUUUACUUCAGGAAGGUUGCGGUAAAGGAAUGA